Molecule: messenger RNA, 5976 nt
Organism: Halteromyces radiatus
Lineage: Eukaryota; Fungi; Mucoromycota; Mucoromycetes; Mucorales; Cunninghamellaceae
Exons: 12
Coding region: 141-5672 (1843 amino acids)
Biological process (GO): proteasome-mediated ubiquitin-dependent protein catabolic process; protein polyubiquitination
Cellular component (GO): nuclear speck
Molecular function (GO): ubiquitin protein ligase activity
Source: RefSeq, a predicted model, not a curated record
CAUUUCUUUAUCAAAAAAAAAUAAAAAUAAAAAUAAAAUAAAAUAAAACUAUUCUGAUACCGCUAAUAGUAAAAUAUAUACUUUCUUGAUCGACUGGAUUCUUGAAAAAAAUAAGGACUUGUAUCUAAACUGUUAUAAAGAUGGCUGGCGUUGGAAAAGAAAGCAGACGACGCAAACAACCUGAUAUAUCUACUGCUAAAUCCGAUACAGGCAACCCUAUUCAACCCGGUUUCUCGUCUUCCCGACCACAACUUGGAAAACGCAAAAAUACAAAGAAAGCUGAUAUAGGCUCCUUGGAUCGACCUCGACCAAAAGUCUUCAAGUCACAACAAAAGACUCCUGAUACCUCAAAACCCCCUUCUACGUCAACAAGAUCCAAAGGGAAAGCCAAGGCUGAUAAUCAUUCAACUUCCAAAACUCAAUCUUCAGCCUCCUCCAGGGUGUCAUCUGAUAGUAUGGAUAUGGACAAAACUAAAGUUACAUCUGAUAGAUUCACUGAUAAGGCCUUGAUGGAAGUAGAACAUGACAUCCAUAGUCAAGACAAUGAAAUGGACUCUUUUGCUGAAAAUGAAGACAUGUUGGUUAUGGAUGAAUCAGGCAUGAUGAACUAUGGUAAUAGUAGUGACGAUGACCACGACCAAAACGAAGGUGACUGGCAUACCUAUUUUGAAGAUGAUAAUGAAGAUAUGGACGACUUUUUUGAUGGUAAAAAUGACGAUAACGACGAUAAUGACGACGAAUUCUUCAAAAGUGGACAAACAAGUCAUAUAUCCAAAAAUGAUAGCGACUCUGAUGACGAUAAUCAUAACGAUAAUUCCAUCAAUAGUGACAGUAGAAAUGACGAUAUGGAUGCCGAUGAUCAUUCUCAGGAUGACAUGGAUGAUUUGGAUGAUGCCGAUGUUGGUAGAUUAUCACGUCUCCGCCGUAAUUUGGGAUUACAUAUGCAUGAUCUAUUUGGUGGUGUCAUGUCUGGAAUGUCUGGCCAAUUUCGCAACAUUUUGGAAAAUCUAUCAAACAGUGACGAUCAAACUCAACAACUUAUCGCUCUUCAAGAACUAGCGGAAACUCUCUCAAUCAGCAGUGAAGAAAAUUUGACCGGCUUUUUCCAAUGUGAUGCCUUUGUGAAGGAACUUGUCAAGAUUAUGAAAGGUUCUAAUGCAGAUCCUACUCUUGGUGCUACAGAAGAUGAUAUGAUGCUCGCUAUUGCUUUGAGUGAGCAAUAUGGUGGAGGAAAUCCUGAAUUGAUGUUACUUGCUUGUCGAUGUCUAUCAAACUUGUUAGAUGUUCUACCAUCGGCUGCAUCAAGUGUAGUAUCCCAUGGUGCUAUUGAAGUAUUAUGCGACAAAUUGAAAUCCAUUCAAUAUAUUGAUCUUGCUGAACAAGCUCUUGGGGCUUUGGAAAAGGUUGCAAGUCAGGUACCUCAGGCUGUGAUUCAGAAUGGUGGUCUAAGCGCUUCUCUCAUGUACUUUGACUUUUUCAGUAUACACUCUCAACGUACAGCGUUACAAACAGCUUCUCAUUGUAUGCGAAAUAUUGGUGUGGAUUCAUCUUCUCAAGUUCUGGAAAUUAUACCGAUCCUUACAAAUACUUUAACCUACUCAGAUCGUACAGUGAUCGAACUUACUUGUUUAUGUUGGGCAAGAUUGGCCGAAAGUUACCGAUCAAAUCCUACUGCUUUUGAAAAGGUGAUCUCUAUGGAUGUAUUAAAGACAAUGAUCGGUCUUCUCCCUGUUUCUGGAAACUCAAAUGCUGUUCGAUCUGGUACCUUCAAUGAUAUCUUACGUGUCUUUCGAUGUGUUUCCAAGGCAUCCCCAGAACUUGGAUAUCAACUUUUGAAUCUUGAUAUUGUUGGAUACUUUUAUCAAAUUCUUACUGGUGCUCAUAAUCUCCCUCCAUCAAAUGAAGUCCUGCAUACUGGUACUCCUGCUUCUCUAGCUAUGAUAUCUUUGGACAACAAAUGGCGUGACUCUCUAUAUACGGUAUUGAAGAUCAUCAUUGAUUUACUUCCUCCUUUGCCAAAAAAUGAAAUUUUUAGUUGGAAACGUUUUCAAGGAACAGAACCUGUAGCUUUACGAACCAGAUCUGCAAAGUCAAUUCAACCAGAAUCAUUGUCACAACCAUCAUCACCAACUUCGACUUCUUCAUCAUCACCACCAUCACCUUCAUCUUCGUUAGCUUCACAAUCAGGACAAUCUAUUGAAAAUGCAUCUCCAGAUCCUCGAAUUCAACUCUUCAAAGAAAAUUCAGAACUUUUACAGCGAAUUGGCUUUAUUUUAUUCCCUUUACUAUUGGAAAUUUAUUCUUCAACUGUGAAUUUACGUGUUAGACAAUUGGUGACUCAUAUCUUGGUCAAAUUGGUCUUCUUUAUGGACAGUGAUGCUUUGAAAAUUGUCCUCAAGCAUGUGAAUUUAUCUGGGUUCCUGGUGGGUUUAUUAGCUCAACAAGAACAAACUACUUUUGUGAUAGAUGCUCUUUUUCAAGCAGAAUUCUUACUGGAGAAACUACCGGAUGUCUACUAUAUAUUAUUCCAGCGUGAAGGUGUUUACUAUGAAAUCAAUACAUUGGCGAACAAAAGCUUGGUAGAAGAAGGUGUUUCUGCGAAAAUGCAUCAAUCUUUAGAAGGUACUAUUCUGGCUCCGUCAAUUGAUGAUUUAUCUAUGAUAUCCGAAACAAAUAGUGAAUCAGGACAGUCUUCAACUCAAUCAACAUCACAAUCCAUGGAGGAGAGGUUGUUCACUGAUAGCCCUAUUCUUGCUUCAAAUCAACGACGAUCUGCACGUUCGGAUACAAGUCAACAAAUGUCCAACUUACUGGAACGUAGCUUUAUGAUGAGGAGACUUCAAAAAAAUCGGUCUCGUUUAGAAACGCAUCCUUCAACAAUGUCAUCGAUCAGAGAAGGUGAAGCUGGAAUUGGACAUGGUGCACUUCGGAGGUUUGUCAUUCAACUGGCUCAGCAUUUUAUCAAGAUUUACUCAACUGCUCAACAAACUGAUAGGGCUGAUCCUCUUAUCAACAGCUUACAUAAAUUACAACAAUUUGGACAAGGACUUGUUGGAACAACGGAUGAUCCAGCAGCACGCAACAUUUUGGAAAACUUUGUAUCCUAUAUUGAUGGAUCUACUAUUGGCAUCAGUGGAUUUGAAUUACUCCGAUCUGGUAUGCUAGAGGCUUUAUUGGGAUAUCUUACUCAAUCUAACGACGGUGAUAAACGACAAAUUCAAUAUAUGGCAUCUGUGAAUCAACGAAGGCAAACAUUUUACUCUGUGUUCAUGGAGACACUCAAAUUAAAUGAAGAAGAAGAAAACGGUAUGAUGGCUUCUCCUUCUCUGCGACUUCUUGUGAAACGUCUAGAAGAUCUUUUCACACAAUUUGAAAGAUUUGAAGUAGUAUCGCCUUUGGGUUCCUCUUUAUCAUCAAGUGAUAGUAUCCGAAAUCCUGUACAUUUAUUAGCCAAGCAAAUCCGAAUUAGGCUGACUGGACAAGGACCUGGAAUCCCAGCAGAAUAUCAGCAUUUGAUGGUGGCCACCCAUGCAGUUGCAACCUUCCGUGUUUUGGAAGAAUAUUUACUGGCUCAUAUUCAUGAUCCAAAUGAUAUUCUGAUGACUGACAAAACGAUCUGUGCAGACGAAGAAGAAGACUUUGAUGAUGACGAAAAGACAUCUCCUCCAGAACAAAUGAAUUUAGAUGAUGACGAACAAAAUUCAAAGUUUUAUAUGGAAGGUACUAUGAUAUCCAGUGACUCGACAGUAUAUGGCGCCAUUCACAGAAAUGAAAUAAGAAAACAAAAUCAAUCAGAUCCUCAGACGACAAAUCAUCCUAUUUGGUCAACAGCAUACCCAGUUACUUACAAACGCGUUUUUGUUACAGACGAUACUGAUAUUACCAAGAAAGCGGAAAAUUCAUCAUUACAACAAACCGACAAUUCACAGCUUCCCAAGCAAUUGCCCGAUAUGGAUGCAAUUUGUUUGAACAUAUUACGAUUACUGAAAGAACUGGCGACAUUGAGUGGAGCAUGGGAAGCCAUCAAUCAAUCACCUUCGGCCAUAAUAACAACAACAGAAACUCCUUCUCUGGUACCAAUGACUGAAUUCGUGAAUAGAAAAUUGGCAGCCAAGAUGCAACGACAAUUAGAAGAACCUUUGAUUGUGGCAAGUUCAUGUCUUCCGGAAUGGGUAUACUACUUUAUGGGAAACUAUCCGUUUUUAUUUCCAUUCGAUGUACGACACUUAUUUAUACAGAGCACGUCUUUUGGUUAUUCCCGGCUGAUUGCAAGAUGGCAAAGUAUGCAAAUGCGAAAUAACACUCAAAAUGGACAGAGACAUGAUGGUCAAGGAGGGUAUACGAAUGAUAGUGGGUCUGGACGAAGUAUUGAAGGUGGAUCAUCACAACAACAGCAACAACAGCCAACAUUAGGACGUAUGGAACGAAAGAAAGUGAUGGUGAAACGAAAUCAAAUUUUGGAAUAUACCAUCAAGAUAAUGCGACUUUUUGGUAACUCUCAACCUGUAUUGGAGAUUGAAUACGUGGAUGAAGAAGGUACUGGUCUCGGUCCAACUUUGGAAUUUUAUUCACUGGCUUCCAAGGAAUUUAGUAAGCAAUCUACAAAUAUGUGGAGACAAGAUGACGAUAUUAGUGACAUUGAUGAUGCCAAGAUGACUCUUUCCGGUGUGAAUACAUCUUCUGAAGAAGAAGUAAACAAAGAUAUAUAUGUAGUGGCGAAGCGAGGACUUUUCCCAGCUCCAUUAUCAAGAUACAAGGAUACCAGAUCUAGGAAAAAGAUCAUUCAAUUAUUCAAGACACUCGGUCAAUUUGUUGCUAAAGCGAUGCUGGACUUUCGGAUUAUUGAUAUUCCCUUUAGCGUGGCUUUCUUCAAAUUACUUCUUCAUGAUGAUGUGACUCCGUUAGAAAUAUUGAAGGAAAUUGAUCCCACCCUUGCAAGAUCUGUGUCUCACUUACAAGCCUAUGUAGAUAAGAAACAUUUGAUGGAACAAGACAUAAGUUUAAAGUCUGAUCAAAUUCAAGCUAUCGAAAACAUUACAAUCAAUGGUGCCAAAAUUCAAGAUUUAUGCUUAGACUUUACUUUACCAGGGUAUCCAAAUAUCGAACUGAAGCGUGGUGGGUCUCAAAUACCUGUGACAAUGGAUAAUGUAGAAGAAUAUAUAUAUCUUUUGACAGACAUGAUAGCUGGAUCUGGAAUCAAAGAACAAAUAUCGGCAUUCCGUGAUGGAUUCAGUGGACUAUUCCCUAUUGAAGAUCUCAAAGUACUUACUUGUGAAGAAUUGGUAUCUCUCUUUGGUGCUGCAAAUGAAGAUUGGUCAUACGCAACUUUAUUGGAUACUAUCAAGGCAGAUCAUGGAUAUACAAUGGAAAGCAACACGGUCAAGCAUCUUCUGGAGGUGCUUUCUGAAAUGACUAAUGAAGAAAAACGUGAAUUUUUACAAUUUACCACAGGAUCCCCACGAUUGCCAAUUGGAGGAUGGAAAGCAAUGCGACCUAUGUUUACUGUUGUCCGGAAGAAUUGCGAAGCACCAUUAGUUGCGGAUGAUUAUUUACCAUCGGUGAUGACAUGUGCCAAUUAUCUCAAGAUGCCAGAUUAUUCCACCAAGGCUAUUCUGCGAAAACAAUUAUUCAAGUCUAUGCAAGAAGGGAAAAAUAGCUUUUUACUUUCGUGAUCGAUGGAUUUCAUACUCUCCUUCCCCUUUAUAUAUUCAUAUUUUUGUAUUCAUGUACCCCUUAGGACGAUAUCUCAUUUUUAUUUCCCCCCACUCAUUUGUACAUCUUUUAUCAACACCUCUUUUUUUUUCAUAGUGAAUUUUCACUUAUUCAAAAUAGUGUGUAAAUUCAAUAUCACUUACAUCUUUUCGCUUAGUUUUUCCCCCCUUCCAAUUGAUAGCAUACAUAUGACUGUGUAAACUCAAAAAUAAAAAUUUUAUUUUACUUUGUGACAAUGCUUGAUGAUCAGUAAUAGUAUCCAUA